Echinops telfairi (small Madagascar hedgehog) is the source of this 2405-nucleotide messenger RNA. RefSeq names its product essential meiotic structure-specific endonuclease 1 (gene EME1). The coding region runs from base 109 to 1677 and encodes 522 amino acids. The transcript is spliced from 9 exons. Lineage: Eukaryota; Metazoa; Chordata; Mammalia; Afrosoricida; Tenrecidae. Gene Ontology annotation, cellular component: Holliday junction resolvase complex; nucleus. Gene Ontology annotation, molecular function: nuclease activity; DNA binding. Gene Ontology annotation, biological process: double-strand break repair; replication fork processing; resolution of meiotic recombination intermediates. The record is from RefSeq and is a predicted model, not a curated record.
CGGCGCCGCGUCGACCUGCCUCUCGGGCUUGCUGAGCCUCUCUACCGGAGUCCACAGACUUCUCUCCCCCGGAGCAGCCGCGGGUAAUUAACUUGAUCGCACAUACUGAUGGCGCUAAAGGAAGCGUCGCGCUUGCUGGAUUCCAGCGAGAGUGAUUCUGAGACCUUGCCAGCGUUCGCCUUUCUGAAGAAGGGGCUGUCUCCCACGAAGAGAAGUCAGCUUCCCAGGGAGGAGGAGAUUGUGCUGAUCAAUGCCUCCGAUUCUGAGACCUCCUGCCUUCUGUCACCACCUGCCCCAGACACACUGGAAACUGCCGCCGCCCAAACAAAGCCAGCAGGGCUGCUGAGAAGCGGGGGUGAAGAGGAACCCCUUCCCCUGGCCGAGAGGCUGAAGUGUAAGUUUCUGACUCCCAGGCAGCUGUACCCCGGAGACUCCACUUCCUCAUUUACCAGCAUCUUGGAUCGCCAAGGUAGUGAAGGAGCGCCCCGCGACUGGAAGACGCAGCCCUUCCCCAAACUCCCCACUGCUGCUCUCCCUGACACCUCAGAGGGGACCGCUCCCGGUGACAGUCCAUGCCACCAAUUUCCCUGCCCUGGCCAAGGCAACAGCCUGACUAUCACAAGAACACAUGCUGAAGACCCCCUGCCUCAGAAGAGAGCCAAGCACAGUCAGAAGGCCCGGGGAAGAGGCUGGCUGGGGUGCCGGCAGCGGCAGGGCCCGGUGAGCCAGAAGGAGAGCACCCUGGGGCCACCAGAGGGAAAGAAGAAGGCAGGGCCCGUGAGCCGGCGGCCGGAGGAGAGCCUGAAGCAGCUUGCUGCCGUCUUGGAUCCAGUGCUCCUACAGAUGGAAGGUGGGGGCCAGCUCCUGGGGGCCCUGCAGUCCAUGGAGUGCCGCUGCGUGAUCGAGGCACAGGCUGUGCCUCGCAGCCUCACUUGGAGGCGGGCCGCGGGGCUGUCUGAGGAUGGCAAAGAGGAAUGGGCGGAGGAGCCCACGGUCCUGGUGCUGCUCCUGGCCGAGAUGGUUGCAUCCCUGAUCAACAACGGGAAGCAGGGAAGCCUGGGAGGCACCGACAGAGGGACAGAAACCCUUCAGAGCGUUAUAACGGACAUCACCAGACGGACAGUGGGGAAGGCGCUGUCUCUGGUGAUCAUGGACCAGGAGAACUCCUUCAGUGCUCCGAAUCCUCCCAGGAGAGGGAAGCAGAGCCGAAGGAGCCGAGACCAGGCCAAACCAAAACAGCAGAGAGGAGCAGAGGCCAGCCCAGGGCCCAGGCCCCCGGUGACCCGGGUCGACUUGGAAGAGGCGCUGGUGGAGCUGCAGCUGCACACGGAAGCCCAGGUGCGGGUCCUGCAGAGCUGGGGCGCUCUGGCCGACUUUGCGUGCGCGUUCACGAAGGCUGUGGCGGAGGCGCCCUUCAAGAAGCUCCGAGAUCAGACGGGCUUCUCCUUCUGCCUGGAGAGUGACUGGGCUGGAGGAGUCAAAGUGGACAGCUCUGGCAGGGGCCUUGCCCAGGUCUGGAGGCGGCAGAUCCAGCAGUUGAACCGAGUCAGCCUGGAAAUGGCCAGCGCCAUUGUGAAUGCCUUCCCCUCCCCCCGGCUCCUGGCUCAGGGUCCCCUGACUGUGGAACAAGUCCUACAAAGAGGAGACUUCCAGUACCAGGCGGCAGCCCCGUGGUGAUGGCAGGGUGGUCUGACGCUACAGAGGUGGUGGCCCGCAGAACCCAAUUCCAGGGACGUGAGCUCCACGGCGGGCGGCAGGGGUGUGCGGAGGGCAGCUCACUGCUGGGACUCGGUCUGGAGGACCCACUGGAGGAUCUCGUGGCUGCGCAGCCCCCGGAGCGCGUUGUCAUAGAUGGCGUUCACGCGGGUGCACAGGGGCUGCCGCUGCAGCUCAGUGACUCGACAGGCCACCAGCCCACCGGCCACACACAACAGCAGCAGCAACAGCAGCAGCUUCAGCACUGCCCAGGAGCGAGUGUGUUUCCGGGGCGGCGGCUUGCGGGGGCGGGAGCCGGACUUGGACUCUGGAGGGACGGCAGCAGCAGCACAGAAAGGCCGUGAGUCGGGGGGAGACCCACGUUCCACCCACCUGCACUAGCUAGCCACCCUCUCCCCUAACAAAACGCCCGGGCCCUGAACAAGCCUCUCAGACCUUUGGAAAUAUCAUCACUCAGAGGUUGAAGCACGCCUUCUCCCCUGGGGAGGAGGAUGUGUGUGUGUGCCCUGGCUGGUCUCAGGAUGCCCAUCCAGACCCACGUGGCUGCUGACUUGGAGGCAUGGGUUUGAGACUUAAUUUUCCAAAUUCUCUGUAAUGAAUGUAAAUGACCAUGGUCUGUCGGUGUCCACGGAGAGCUCCCGAGUGCUUGCGUCCCCUUCUGUAAAAUGGCUGAGUGUUUGCCUGGACAA